AUGAAGAGGCCCAAGUUCCUGAAGCCCGUCUGGAAUAAUCUGGCUUGGGUCACUCAACUAUCGAACACCCCUAGUAUCGCUUCGUAUGUAGGAACCUGGGCGAUGUCCUUCCAGAAACUCAAAGCUCUGUACUCAGAGUUUGGUACUUCGCUGUCACGCAAUGAAACCUCGAAGACUAACGUCCAGAACGUGGGCAGUAUUAAUUAG
Molecule: messenger RNA, 207 nt
Organism: Penicillium chermesinum
Lineage: Eukaryota; Fungi; Ascomycota; Eurotiomycetes; Eurotiales; Aspergillaceae
Exons: 1
Coding region: 1-207 (68 amino acids)
Source: RefSeq, a predicted model, not a curated record